CUUAAAUUAUUAUGCUUUUGAAGAAAUUGCCUUAAAGGCCUGUUUAUUCCCUUUUUCUUUUUUAAGUUAUAUGUGCUCCUAUUUGUUACAUAUUUACAGUUAUGUUAGCCAACAAAUCUCAAAAUGCUUGUUGGGUUUGAACUGAGAAUUUCAUAACCCAAUUGCAUUUUGCAAGUGGAUAUUGCUGCCAUCCAAUCAGAUUAGAAGGCAAUUUCUGGGGAACUUUCUUGUUAGUCUUCAAAUUCUUGAUAAAGGGAAAACCAAAAUGAGCCUAAUUACAAUAUUUACAAAUUUAUAACCAAAAGCAAUCAAUUCAAUAAUAUAUAUGCUUUCUUAUAGUUCAAAUUCCACUUUCUGAAGCAUAAUUCCUCAAUAGUAUGUUUAUUUUUGAUUAAUAUGUUGAGCAGCAUGCAAUAAACUAAAUAAAUUUUUCAGUAUUAAGGCUUCAUUUGUUGUUUGGAAAAUAACUUGCCUAUGAAAAAUGUUUUUGAAGAAAAAUAAGAACUUAUUUUCCAUUAUUUAGCUGCAAUGCUGAAAAGUAAAGGAAAAAUAUUUUCUAAUGUUUGGAGCAUGCUGAAAAUUAUUAAUUUUCUUUCAAUUUAUAAUAAUAUAAAAAUGUUCAGAUAAUAAAAUUUUCAAUUUUAUUUUUUUACUUUCUGUUGUGGAAUAUGAGAGAAAAAUUGUAUAAAAUGAUCAACUGUGGCGUCACCACUAAUUUUUAGUGAGUGUCACUAGUUGCUAAUGUCCAAUGGUGGUGCUUGAUGGUCAAGGGUGACCAGUGGUGAUGAUAGAGUAAUGAGUAUGUGUUUAUAUAUUUUUAAGUUUCUUUAUAUUUUAAUAGCUUUGUCAAAGUCUUUGAUUAGGAAAAUAUUUUCUGUUGACUAAUUUUCUUAAGGACCCAAAGUGCUAGAAAAUAUGAAAAAUAUUUUCCUGGAAAAUAGCUUCCGUGAAACAAACGAUGUUUAAGACUAUUCAUAUUAUUUCUAGGAAAUUGUCUCAUUGAUUUUGCUCUUCUAGCUUCAACUCUGCCUUCUUUCUACCAUCACCUUAAUUUCCACGAUAUUUAAUAAGCAUAGAAGUGAAAAAAAAAAGAUCUAAAAGUUUGACAUUUUAUUGAUCAUGUUAACAGGUAAUAGUGAUAUGUAAAUGCCUUUAGCCAACUUCUUAUGACAUUAGUAUUUUAUUGGAAAAUAAGUUAGUUUUCAUUCCUUCCCUCUUUAUAUUUUCAUUAGAUUUUAUUCUUUUUGCCAUAUGUUUUUAUAUUUGUUUAUGUUAUUGUUGAUUCAGACCUGGUGUCUAACAAAACUGAAUGGCGAAAAAUGAUCCACAUAAUCAACUCCAACUAGUUUGGGAUAAACGUUUAGUUGUUAUGUUAUUGUUGAUUCAACCUAAAAUAUGGCACCAAACAUCUCUUUUGAUGAAACAUGUAUAGAUAUGGAUAAAAACAAUUAGUUUUUAAAGAAAAUUUUCCCUAUAAUUAAGGAUUGCUUAACUUGGAUUAUUUUGUAAUUAUAUAAUUCUUUUUAGAAAUUGGAAUCCAUAAGGAAUUUGAGAAUUCUUUUAAUGAUAUAAAUUAUUGUUAUACUAAAAAAUAGGAUUAGGGGUGGUAAUUCAAGUUGACGGAUUGUGUUCGUGUUGUGUCAAUACAUAAUGGGAAUAAUAUUAGGAUCGACACAAACAUAAUACAAUUUAAUGAACCGUGUCAAGAAUUUAAACAUAAGCACAUCCCUUUUAUUGUAUGGGUUAUAUGAUAUAACACACAUAAUAUAAUUAAUAUUAAAUCGUGUCUGGUUAAUUUGACAUGACUCGAUCGAUUUAAUAUGCUUAGACACAAUUCAAUUCAUUUAACAUGUUGCACAACUUAACUUAACUUGUUUGACACGUUUUGAUAUGAUUCAACACUUUUAAUUUUCAUAAAAUAAUAUAUAAUAUGAAAUUUACACAUUAAUUUUAGCCAUGAAAUUUACAUUCUGCCAUUUUGGGUAUCAAUUUUUUUAUGACACUUGCAAUUUAAAAGAAUUUACUAAUUUAUGACACUUGCAAUUUAUUACUUUUUUGACAUUUUUAGUUUAUGACCCUUGCAACGCAUGACAAUUUUUGAAUGAAAUUAAAUGUUUAACAUCCUUAUAUUAAUUAGGCUUAUAUUUACUAACUUAUCAUUUUCUAAUAAUAACAUUUGCAGGUUAGUGGGUUGCAAGUCAACUUGUCCUGAACAUGUCGAAUUGGGUUAAUGGGUCAACUUGUAACAUGAAUCGAUUAUUGACAUGUUUUUGACACAAACACAAAUAAGUUUGUUAUAGAAGUCUUCUUAAUGAGGAAGUUUACCCCAAUUAUGAGAUUGACUCCUAUAGGAUAGGAUUCUUAAUCCUUGUAGAAUUAGAGUUCUAAUCCAUUUAGAAUAGGAGAAUAUUGUGUAUAUAUAUAUAUAUAUAUAUCUGUGUAUUAACAUCUUAGUGAAAUAAAAAAAUACCUAAAUUACAUGGUAUCAGAGCCUUAGGUCCCUAGUUUCGAAGUUUUUUUUUUCCCCGUUGAAAAUUUUCUCCCGUUCCCUGUUCUAGGUCAUCGGCUCACUAUAAACUAGGAGGACUUCCUAGGACUAUCAAAAUACCUCACAGCCAGUCUCAGAUGGAGGCCCAGGUACUGAUCGGCCGUCCCUCAAAGUCCGGUGAUGGGAUGUGAAGCGAGUGGCCUCCAUGCGCCACUUUUGUGUUUCGGCCAUUGUUCCACGCGCCGGCGCGUGUCCGCCGGUGUGAUGUUUUUCGGCGAUUCCUGACGGCCGGCGAUUCUUCCCCAACGUCGCCCCAACGAGUUGAUCCCAUCCCUGCAGCCCGUGUUUGGAUUUGGCGCUGCGUUGUUGCCAGUGUUUGAAGAAUCGCUUCUCUCGGGUCAUUGGAUCUGCUAGUGUUCAAUAGCUCGGGCUAUUUGUGGACUUUAAGGUGCAAUAGCUGAGGGUGAGACCAAGUCUAUAAUCAUUGAUGUAGUCCCAGUGAUGACUAAAAUCACUGAAAACAAACUUAAUGGGUUAAACUACUUGGAGUGGAGCAAAACUGUUCGGAUUUAUUUACAGAGCAUUGAUAAAGAUGAUCAUCUCACGAAAGAUUCACCGAAUGAUGAUACUAAGCAAACUUGGUUAAGAGAAGAUCCUCGUUUGUUUUUAUAACUUCGGAAUUCAAUUCAUAGUGAGAUAAUGAGCCUUAUUAAUCAUUGUGAGUAUGUUAAAGAAUUGAUGGAGUACUUAGAAUUUUUAUACUCUGGCAAAGGCAAUAUUUCUCGCAUAUAUGAUGUUUGCAAAGCAUUUUAUCGACCUGAGAAACAAAACAAAACUCUUACAGCAUAUUUUAUGGAAUUCAAAUGUGUUUAUGAAGAACUUAAUAUUCUGUUACCAUUCAGUCAUGAUGUAAAGGUGCAACAAGCUCAACUUGAGCAAAUGGCUGUUAUGAGUUUUCUUGCUGGUUUACCCUCAGAAUAUGAAACUGUUAAAUCUCAGAUUCUCUCUAGUUCUGAGAUUUUCUCCCUUCAUGACACGUUUACACGUGUCCUUCGUAUAGAAAGUACUUAUUCUCCGCAACCUACUAACGGUGCUCUUAUUAGUAGAAAUAUAAGUGGACAACAGGGAUAUAGAGGAGGGAUUACUAACCACAGAAACAAUCAACGCAAUGUGGAGGCUAGUUCUAAUCAGAACUCAGGAGGAAUCAUUUGUUAUUAUUGCCAUGAGCCUGGACACACAAAACGCAACUGCUUAAAACUUCAGAGGAAAAAUCAGCAAUCCCAGGUGGCAAAUAUGGUAACAGAAAAUUCUACAGUGUCUUCCUCUUUAGAGAAAACUGUCUCAGUUUCUGUAGAAGAAUUUGCACAAUUCUCCCAGUAUCAGGCAUCUCUAAAGCCUACCAACUCCUCAAUCACUGCUAUCGCUGAGUCAAAUAAAUCCACUACAUGCCUUGUAUCCUCCUCAUCCAAAUGGAUCAUUGAUUCUGGUGCUACAGAUCAUAUGACAGGAUCUUACGACGAAGAAGAUUAUUAGUAAAGGGCAUGAGUCAGGAGGUCUCUACAUCCUUGAUAAAUGUGAACUGCGAUCUAUUGCUUGCUCUAGUACUUUAACUCCUCUUGAAGUUCAUCAUAGAUUGGGCCAUUCUUUUUUAUCCACCUUG
Molecule: messenger RNA, 4148 nt
Organism: Hevea brasiliensis (rubber tree)
Lineage: Eukaryota; Viridiplantae; Streptophyta; Magnoliopsida; Malpighiales; Euphorbiaceae
Exons: 2
Coding region: 3188-4021 (277 amino acids)
Molecular function (GO): zinc ion binding; nucleic acid binding
Source: RefSeq, a predicted model, not a curated record